GUUGAUGAGAGAGCGAGAGUGUGAGCGCGCAAGAGUGAAUUUCACUCCGAUGAGCAUCAAAUUUUGCGCUGGUCUUCGUGUUUAGAUUGUUAUCGCCGAGUUGAGCUGGAGUCGUCGUCGUAGUGAACGCGUUUGCCUGAUCGGCACUGUCAGACUUGUUGUUUGUCGUACUCGUACAUCGCGGAAUUUGUUCUGAAGAAUUGCGGAAGACGCGUGCAGAAUUCCAGCAGAACUGUUGGUUAUCGAUCAGCGCAUUACGUCACCUGAAGAUCUGCCCGGACGCCGUACACGGAACUAGCAGAACAUCGUAAACCGCGAGCAUGGAGUCCGCUGGUCAACGAAGUUGCGUAGUGCUACUGUUUCUGCUGGCAUCGCUCGUGUCAUCGGAGACCGUGUCCCAGCACCAAUCAAACCAGAUACAAACGAACCUGCCUUUAUCGCUGCCACCACCACCGCCGCCAUCGUUGGACCCCGAAGUCGUUUCCCUCAACAAUGACUUUGAUUGGAAGCUGGUAAAGGAAGUUUUCCAGCGCGAGCAACAAAACACAAUUUUCUCGCCGUUUUCCGUCAAGUUGCUGCUCACGCUGCUGUACGAGGCGGCAGGUGAAAACAGCACCACCAAGCGUGAACUCUCCAAGGCCCUGGUCGGGGUGAAUCUGGACAAGAGCCGGGAGCUGUAUCGGGAGUUCCUGGAAAGUUCAACGAAGGAGAACGGCAACUACGAGUUCAACAUUGGGACACGUGUCUACGUGGACGAUGACGUGGCGAACGUUACCGCCAAUUACACCGAACUGGUGGAGUGGUGCUACAAAACCAACAUCGAACGGGUUGACUUUGGCAAAACGACGGAAACGGUCGCCAGGGUGAACGACUGGUGUUCUAACAUUACCCACGGACAUCUGAACGAGCUGGUGACUGAAGAUCACAUCAAAAACUCGGUGAUGAUCAUCGCGAACGUACUCUUCCUGAAGGCUUCGUGGCGCAACUCCUUCGACGAGAACAACACCCGCAAGCGAGAGUUCCACGUCAGCCCGAACCACAGCACCAAACCAGAGUUCAUGGAACAAACCGACAUCUACGCGUACCUGGACGACCCGGAACUUCAGCUCGAGGUGGUCCGACUACCGUACAAGGGUCGCCUCUUCUCGAUGUACAUCGUGCUCCCGUACGCAAACCGAACGCUGGACCAAAUGGUGUCGACCCUAACGGCGGACAACCUAAUCAAACUAGAGAGUAAAUUACUCCGCGAAGAAGUGGUUGUGGUCAUCCCCAAGUUCAAGUUUGACUACGGAGCCACCCUCAACGAUGCCCUGACCACGCUUGGCAUUUCCGAGGUGUUCACCAACCGGGCGUCGCUGCCACAACUCUCGGGAGGACUAAAUGAAACCCUGCAGGUCUCCAAAAUACUCCAGAAAGCCGGCAUCGAGGUCAACGAAAAGGGAACGCUUGCCUUUGCGGCGACGGAAAUUCAGCUGGUGAACAAGUUCGGAAUUGAUGACAAUCCGAUCGAGUUUAUAGCUGAACGGCCCUUCAUGUUUUACAUCAAAGACGAGGAAUCGGACGCACUGUUGUUCGUGGGGAAGGUGCAAGAUCCGAUGGUGGCGCCAGGGACCCAUGGGACCACGAGGAAUUUGACCCCCGCGAGAGAUUCCACCCAGCUCGGCGUUGUCCUGGAAGAUGCGGUUGAUUCCGAGCUGCUGAAGGAUCAAGAUCAUCGAGAAGCGCCCGUUGACGUACGGAAGUCGAAGGACCUUGGCGUUCAGCUGGGGUGGUUCGGAGUAGUAGUGAUCGACGAUCUGCUUCAUGAACGGAACCUGAACUGUGCGGCCGUCGCCGGUAUUAAAGGGUUGCGUUGCUGUGGCAGCUUCCGGGAAGAUCAUCACCAUCAUCAUUCUCGGAUUCUCACCGCGCGAGUUUGUGUUCAGUUGCUGCCGAAGACCGAUCAAGGAAGGAUCACUUUUUUGAAACCAGACACCACGAGUGAGCGCUCCAAGAUGAGCGCAAUUUUUGUGAUAUUCUGCUGUGUUCUAGCAGCAUUCAGCGUCAAGGCAACUGAUGUGGAAAUACCUGAUGAGGGACCAUUUCGCGAUACAAGAAAUGUUGAAUUUGACUGGAAGCUAACCCAGAGCAUCUUCUCAACGCAACGCGCCAACACGGUGAUCUCGCCAUUUUCGGUAAAAAUCCUCCUCGCCCUACUGUACGAGGCCAGCAACGAUGCGGCCAACAUCGGCGAAACGCUCACCAAGCGCGAGCUGCGACUGGUGCUGGAACCGAACGGUAACCUGAACGACACCCGGUCCAAGUACCGCAUGUUCCUGGACUCCGCUUUGAAACCCAACUCGCUGUACGACUUCCAAAUCGGCACCAAGUUCUUCGUGGAUGAGUUCAUCGACGUCAUCUCCAAGUAUCAGAUCAUCUCGUACGAGUACUACAACGCCACGGUGGACAAGGUGCCGUUCUCGAAGCCGCAGGUUGCGGCUAAGCAGAUCAACGACUGGGUCUCCAAAACUACCAACGGUCGCAUCAACGAGCUUGUUAAUGCUGAGGGUGUGGAAGGAGCCGUCAUCACGCUGGUGAACGCCCUGUACUUCAAGGGACUGUGGAAGUAUCCGUUCCCGGAGAAUGGUCCCAAGCGUACCUUCAACGCAGCUGGUCGAAAGGUCCAGGCCAAUUACAUGGAACAAAACGCCCAACUGUACUACGACGAUUCGGCCACGCUGGGAGCUCAGUUGCUGCGAAUGCCAUACCAGGGAGGCAAAUUCGCCAUGUACUUCAUGCUGCCUCACCAGGGUCAGACCGUGGACGAUGUUGUGAGCCGUAUCACGCCGCAGAGUCUGCACCAGGCGCUGUGGUACAUGGACGAGUCGGACGUUAACGUUACCAUUCCCAAGUUCCGGUUCGACUUUUCCGAGGAGAUGAACAAGCCUCUUCAGGAUAUCGGAAUCCGUGAAAUCUUUUCGACCAACGCAUCGCUGCCACUGUUGGCCCGCGGCAAGGGCACCCGGGAUCAGGUCCGAGUGUCGAAGGUGUUCCAGAAGGCCGGCGUCACCGUCAACGAGGUGGGCAGUGAAGCCUAUGCCGCUACGGAAAUCCAACUCGUCAACAAGUUCGGCGGUGACGGCACCCAGAUCUUCAACGCCAACCGGCCGUUUGUGUUCUUCAUCGAGGACGAGCACACCGGUUCGCUGCUGGUCGUAGGAAAAGUCGAAGAUCCCACCAAGUGAGAAACUCCUUGGCCGGGAACACGCAAUCACCCUUUCAAAUGAAUAAAGAAUACUCUCGCUAAUGGGAAUUUGCCUUGUCCAUGCCAA
This is a messenger RNA of Culex quinquefasciatus (southern house mosquito), 3311 nucleotides long. RefSeq lists its product as uncharacterized. The transcript is spliced from 13 exons. Gene Ontology annotation, molecular function: serine-type endopeptidase inhibitor activity. The record is from RefSeq and is a predicted model, not a curated record. NCBI's taxonomy places the organism in Eukaryota, Metazoa, Arthropoda, Insecta, Diptera, Culicidae. The coding region runs from base 321 to 3224 and encodes 967 amino acids.